AUGGCGGGGGUUGGGGAGAGGUCCUCAGGGAUCCUGGGCUGGUCCUGGGCUGUUCCUGACACCAUCAGUCUCAGGGGCAGGGGUCAGGCGUGUUCUAUGCAUGUCAGGGAUUCAGGGCACGCUGGUGUCGUCAGGGGAGCCUAUAGCCAUGGGAAUGGGCCCUGGGGCAAGGAUCGGGACUUUAUGAACUUCCGGCGAGUGCUGUGUCCAGACCCGCUCUGUGAUGUGUGUGACAGGGCAACCUUCGAGGUCAUAAAGGUGCUAUUCCGGCAGCGGCUGGACGAUGAUGCCUCCUCUACAGCAUGUUCAGAUUCUCUGGUUUCCCAGACAGAGUCAUCAGGCACUUGGUCCUCAGCCCGCUCAGCAAGCCCUCCAGGAAUCCCUCCACCAGCCCAUCUGCCGGAAACCCCUCCACAUGCCAUCUCCCAUAACUCACCAGACCUGAAGACCUCCCAGACCUACCCUCCAUUCCCAACCAAGCCCUUGCCUUUCCUCUCCCACCACCUCAGAAAAUCAACUAAUGAGCCUUCGGAGGACGCUCUACAGCCAGGCAGGAACCUGGUGGCAGCCAGCUAUGCCCUGUAUGGCAGCGCCAGCAUGCUGGUGCUUGCCGUGGAGCAUGGUGUCAACUGCUUCAUGCUGGACCGGGCCAUCGGAGAGUUCAUUUUGGUGGACAAAGAUGUGAAGAUCAAAAAGAAAGGUAACAUCUACAGCCUUAACGAAGGCUACGCCAAGGACUUUGACCCUGCUGUCACUGAGUAUGUCAAGAGGAAGAAGUUCCCCCCAGAUAACUCAGCUCCCUAUGGUGCCAGGUACGUGGGCUCCAUGGUGGCCGAUGUUCACCGCACUCUGGUCUAUGGUGGAAUCUUUCUGUACCCCGCUAACAAGAAGAACCCCAAUGGAAAGCUGAGGCUGCUGUAUGAGUGUAACCCCAUGGCUUACGUCAUGGAGAAGGCGGGGGGCGUGGCUACCACUGGGAAGGAGGCUGUGCUAGACAUCGUUCCCACUGACAUCCACCAGAGGGCGCCGGUCAUCUUGGGGUCCCCGGACGACGUGCAGGAGUUCCUGGAGGUUUACAAGCAGCACUCGGCCAAGUGAGGGGCUGGCCGCGCCCACUCUGGAAGGAGUGUCUUUCACGCGGACCUUGUCUCUCGUCGCGCUUCCCUGUUUUGGCGGCGCAUCCUACGUCCCUAGACAGCAGAAAUAAAAAGCGUGGCUGCUUUCUCUCUCAAAUGCUGUUUAAUGCCUGGUGCUACAUGGCAAAAUGCUGUCUCCAUGAUGUCACUGGUAGGCAAGAUGUAUCCUGAGCGGAUGGAGGAGAAAUA
This is a messenger RNA of Nycticebus coucang (slow loris), 1325 nucleotides long. RefSeq names its product fructose-1,6-bisphosphatase 1-like. The record is from RefSeq and is a predicted model, not a curated record. Gene Ontology annotation, molecular function: fructose 1,6-bisphosphate 1-phosphatase activity. The coding region runs from base 1 to 1098 and encodes 365 amino acids. Gene Ontology annotation, biological process: gluconeogenesis; fructose 6-phosphate metabolic process; sucrose biosynthetic process. The transcript is spliced from 7 exons. NCBI's taxonomy places the organism in Eukaryota, Metazoa, Chordata, Mammalia, Primates, Lorisidae. Gene Ontology annotation, cellular component: cytoplasm; cytosol.